CUAGUACAAUUUUCAGUUUGGAGAGCUUGCCUCUCCCGUAGAUUAGUCCUGACAUUCCAGGGAUACAACGUUAAAUCUGUGUGUUAGUGUCUUUGUGCGUUUGUUUACUUAGCUAAAGUUAACAUGGUAUCAGAGCUUUCGACAAUCGAUUUCGAGAGGCUGUCCAUUCGGCUCAAUCUGAAGAAUUACAUGCGGUGUGAAUUCCAAUUUCGUGUGUAUGUUGAAGGAAAGGGACUCGCUGGGGUUCUGGAUGGUACAGUCCUGAAGCCCGACUCAACCGCCACAACCGAGUAGAUCAAUCGGUGGAACCUCCAGGAUGCUCGGGUAAGAUCGUGGCUUUUAGGCUCUGUUGAUCCUAAUAUUUGUCUCACUCUAUGUAUGCAUAAGACCGCUAAUGAGAUGUGGAAGCAAUUAGUGGAUACUUACUCUACUGCUAGUGUCGCAAGGCAAUACGAGAUGCAAUGUGCAUUGGACAGGUUGGAACAAGGAGAUCAUGACAUUACGACCUAUCUCACUGCUGCCCAUGAGCUGUGGACUGAAGAGGAUUUGCUCACGCAAUCCCUCCGCCCCGCUGCCACUUCGGCAGUCCUCAUCGAGAAACGCAAGCAUGCCAGGCUACUUCACUUUCUGAUGCAUUUGCGGCCGAAUAUGAAUCCAUUAGAUCGGCUAUCAUUCACCGAGGGGCGUUGUUAAUGGAAGGGAUGUUUGGAGACUUGGUACGCGAGGAAACAAGCUUACGGACACAAGCCAAGCUGGACAUUCGACCCAGAGAUGGAGAGUCUUCAGUCCUUGUUGCUUCGGGUGAGGUGGAUGUUGCCUUCACUGUCGGUGACUCACUUCUACUGUCACUCUAGAAAUUGGCCAAGUGAAACCACUUCCUAAAGCGUAGUAUAGCGGGUUUGGGUUUAAAUGUCAACCCGGGUCCUAGAUUUGAUGACUACUCAGUGAAUUCUUGUUAUCUAGCAAUGAAACUUUAAUGCCAGUCUAAACUAACAAACUAACAAAGCAAGUAAACUGUUGUAUUCAGGUUAAGAGAGGUCACCCGGAUAUGGUUCCCCCUAGACUGCAGUUAAGCCGGAUUGUAAUUACCAAGUUCAGUUUCUAUGAUAGUUAUACUGCGGAAGGUUCUUAAACAGCCUGAAGUCUCGACUAAAGGUCUUCAGACCCUCUCAAUCUGAGUCUCUAGCGGGCGACUAACCUCCACCAGAGUAAACAGAUUGAGGCCUUAACAAACAAAACCUCCACUACCGGAGUAAAACCGGUACAGAAUAGUGAGUUGGCUCCUCGACUAAAGUCACCAACUCCCUACCUUCAAUCAAGGAUGCUCUAUCAACCUAGGCAGAUAUUCUCAUUCUAGGUCAAAGCAGAAACAACAGGAAUUUGAUCAGGAUUCAAGUCAUUCAAUCAUUCAAACCUCAAUCGAAUAUAAUCAAAUCAUAGAAUCAGUACUUGGGUUUAUACAAUCAAAGCCUAACAUACAAAUCUAGGGUUCUCCACACCCAGAUGAAUGUGAGAACUACUCCAUGGAGAAAGAAGCAAAAGCAGAAUCAGACGCGGAAUUCAUACUGUGAAGGAUGGAUUCCUGCUCCUGGACGUUGAUCAGCACUUCUCCAAGCUCAAGCUGGCCUCCAAUGGUGAUGAAGAUCAAGCUAGGGCACUUGGAGACUCUUGUUCGUCGCUUUCUCUCUCUAGGAAUUGCUCUGUCUCUCUAAAACUCGAAUCCCCCUCUGUUUUGGCUGAAAUCUGCUUAAAAGGGCAUCAGUGGCCAAAGCACGGUCGAGGGCACGGCCGUGCUUUGCCUCAGCCCGCCUGUGCUUUGGCUAGGGUUAAUUACACGGCCAUUGUGUUGGGGGAAACACGAGCGUGUUUUAUGAUGGACAUGGCCGUGCUUGUGGUGGCCACGGCCGUGCUUUGUCUAAGCCCUGCCCGUGUUUUUAGCCAAUGUUUGCCAAACUCGAAUUAGCUCUCGGAUGCUUAAACAGUUAUACUGGAUGCAAAGAAUGGAAUUGGAGAGUUUACUUGUGGGAAGUUUCAAGGGAGACACCUGCCUUGCUCUCAUGCAUAUGCAGCUGCGAGAAGCGUUAAUUUGGACCCUUUGAUAUUUGUUAGUCCAUACUACAAGACUCCAUACGUGGUCAGAGUUUGGGAAGGGUCGUUCUUUCCAUUGGCUCAUGAAGCAUAUUGGCCCCAGUAUGAUGGACCUGUAGUGUACCCUCCCGAGCACAUGAAGCGUACCAAAGGUUGACCUAGAGUUAACCGAAUUGCAAAUGAAAUGGAUAGAUCAAGGACACAGCGACGCCGCCCGAAGAAGUGCUCUGCAUGUCGAGUUGAAGGGCAUGAUAGGCGCCAGUGUCCAGGGCCAUCGACUGAUAAUUGAAACUUUAUGUUGUAAUUUGAAUUUUAUGUUGUGAUUUAAGAACUUUAUGUUGUAAUUUGAAUUUUAUGUUGUGAUUUAAGAACUUUAUGUUGUGAAAUACAACAACUUAACAAUGCAUGAGAAAUAGAACAAAUUAACAACGUCAUUAGAAAUAGAACAAAUUAACAACGUCAUUAGAAAUAGAACACCUUAACAACUCUAAAGAAAUAGAACAACUAAACAACGUCAUUAGAAAUAGAACACCUUAACAACUCUAAAGAAAUAGAACACCUUAACAACUCUAAAGAAAUAGAACAACGGAAC
This is a messenger RNA of Linum trigynum, 2680 nucleotides long. The record is from the annotation of a GenBank genome assembly. Lineage: Eukaryota; Viridiplantae; Streptophyta; Magnoliopsida; Malpighiales; Linaceae.